Molecule: messenger RNA, 1413 nt
Organism: Gigantopelta aegis
Lineage: Eukaryota; Metazoa; Mollusca; Gastropoda; Neomphalida; Peltospiridae
Exons: 7
Coding region: 157-1038 (293 amino acids)
Source: RefSeq, a predicted model, not a curated record
CUGAACAAACCCGCUACAAACACCAAAUGUUGCGUGCAUGCGCUGCUGCGCAGGACAGGAAGAAUACUAGUUGGUGUAGCCGUGUUUAUAAAAGAUCAGCUGAAAAGAUUACUGAUUGUCGCUAAAACGUGAGAACCGAAGUACUGCAUUAUUGCAAUGUAUUGGAUCUCAGUGAUCCUGUUCCUCAUGUGCUCGAAACAUGUGCAAGGUGAAGCCACUACAUCUGUUGACUGCUUAGAUUAUGGAAAGCCUGGACAAAAUAUAAACUUAACCUGUCGUGUUAUUUCUGGCACAUUACGUAGUGGAUUCACAUGGUGGAGACCUAAUGGUGGAACAUCGACAGUGGUUAUGGAAUGUAACACAAACAACGAUGCAUGUGAUCCUGUUAGAGGUAUAACUGGAUACAUUGGCGUUCCUGACACAGCUAAUGCAGCAUGUAAUCUUAUAAUAGAAUCGUUCAACCCUUCAGUCGAUGUUGGUGAAUGGACUUGUCAAGAUGGUCCAACAGGAACUGGAAAAUCCACAUGUAACAAGAUGUCUAUUCUGAGCAUCUCUUCCAUCAAUAUUACGAAUGCCCUCCCGACACAGGAACAGAUUAGCUCUGAGAAAGAUUUUAACAUCAGCACCAUCAUUGAUUGUGCAUUUCCAAGUGUGAACGUGUCCUGGGUGUUUGGUGACAGUCAAACUCUGACUCCAGUUAUUACCACUGAUGAUACUGAGUGUGAUUCUCCUCUAGUGAAGACCAUUGCUGUUCUUACGAUGAAUGGCAAAUCCAUGACUGGCCAUGUACAUGUCUCGGUGAGAUUGAUUCAUCCAUCUUUCGAGAAUGAGAAUGAAGUGCUUGACAUACUGAUUGGAGUUGCUGACUUUCCGGCUGUUCCAGAUGAACCAGAACGCAUGUCGGCCUUAAGUGCAGGUGCUAUAUCGGGAAUUGUGAUCGCAGUUGUUCUGGCUCUUGCUAUUCCUACUGUGUGGACACUUUAUAAGAGGAAAAUAAAGAAGAAAGCCGAAGAUGAGCAGAACGAACCUAAUAACUAACAGAAACCACAAUUUAAGUUCACAACCCUGCAUGUUUCCGCAUAUUGUAUCUGAAUAUGGAAGACAGAAACAUGCUAAUGCUAGAACUCCACAGUUUUCUUUUACAAUUCGUAUGCAACUGUAUUAGUAAAGAAGGCUCUUUUUAAGGUGUAUUUUACAUUUGGGUUUCUUUUGUUUGUUUUUUUCAAUACAAUUGCUGCAGAAAUCAGACUAAAGUUGCAGUAUCAUAGUUAGAAGUGCAGUAUUUCACUAGUUUUACAUUAGUUGUUAAAAAUAGCAAUUGUUUGUUUGCAUAAAACGUUAACUGAUGAAUUGUUAAAUUAAUGAAAAAACAAAUGUUGAAGCUGCCAUUAUGCAACUUUGACACUGCAUCUU